CCUCUCGGAGCUCCCCCGCCUCGGUGCCCAGCUCCUAACCCGGGGCCAGCCGGCCGGAGGAAAUGCCCUGGCAGCAGCAGGCGAAGCGCAGGCUGGAGCUCGGAGAAAGCGGCCAUCAGUACCUCGCCGAUGGUUUAAAAACUCCAAAAGGCAAAGGGAGAGCUGCUGUAAGAAGUCCGGACAGUCCAAAAACGCCCAAAUCUCCCUCGGAAAAAACCCGGUACGAUACCUCGCUCGGGCUGCUCACCAAGAAGUUUAUUCAGCUGGUGAGCCAGUCCCCCGACGGGGUCCUGGAUCUGAACAGAGCGGCGGAGGUCCUUAAGGUGCAGAAGCGGCGGAUUUACGACAUCACCAAUGUGCUGGAAGGCAUCCAUCUCAUUAAGAAGAAAUCCAAAAACAACGUCCAGUGGAUGGGCUGCAGCCUCUCCGACGACGGCGGCGGCGGCGGCGGCACGCUGGCUCGGUGUCAGGGCCUGUCCAAGGAGGUGAUGGAGCUCAGCCUGGAGGAGAAGAAGCUGGACGAAUCGAUCCGGAGCUGCACGCUGGACCUCAGACUCUUAACCGAGGACGCGGAGAAUCAGAGGCUGGCGUACGUCACGUAUCAGGAUAUCCGAAAAAUCAGUGGCCUUACAGACCAAACCGUCAUAGUGGUGAAAGCCCCUCCCGAGACGAGACUUGAAGUGCCUGACCCGUUAGAGAACCUCCAGAUACAUUUAGCGAGUACCCAGGGACCGAUCGAAGUUUACCUGUGCCCAGAAGAGAACGAAAUCCACAGUCCGGUCAAGUCCUGCAACCAAGACCAUAAUGGGAAUAUUCCUAAAUCUAGCUCCAAAGACGCCCGCCGUAAUCCUCUCUCCGCUUCCUCCGUCCCCUUUCCACGCGGCGACUCCACAGACCUGGCCUCGACCGACUCGGGACACGGAGACUGUUCGAUCUCUACGGCCGGCCUCUCCCCCUUGGCCUCUCCGACCAAUCUCCUCCAGCAGACCGAGGACCAGAUCCCCUCCAAUCUAGAAGGGCCCUUUGUGAACUUACUGCCUCCCCUGCUGCAGGAAGACUACCUCCUAAGCCUCGGCGAGGAAGAGGGCAUCGGCGACCUCUUCGACGCUUACGAUUUGGAAAAGCUUCCCUUAGUGGAGGACUUCAUGUGCAGCUGAUCGCGGUCCCGUCCCUACCCCUCUCCGGCUGAACCGUUGUUAUUUUUUGAAUCGUGAAGAGAGGACGCCCCUC
Molecule: messenger RNA, 1230 nt
Organism: Ornithorhynchus anatinus (platypus)
Lineage: Eukaryota; Metazoa; Chordata; Mammalia; Monotremata; Ornithorhynchidae
Gene: E2F3
Product: E2F transcription factor 3
Exons: 7
Coding region: 63-1157 (364 amino acids)
Biological process (GO): regulation of transcription by RNA polymerase II
Cellular component (GO): RNA polymerase II transcription regulator complex
Molecular function (GO): protein dimerization activity; DNA-binding transcription factor activity, RNA polymerase II-specific; RNA polymerase II cis-regulatory region sequence-specific DNA binding
Source: RefSeq, a predicted model, not a curated record